CCCGACCUAAACCAGACUGCUGUGGGCGCCCGUCGCGCCGUUGGCUCGCCGGUUCGUAAGCAAGAAGGUGAGAAACGCAGCUGUUGUGGUGCUCGUUUGGGGACGGUGCCUCGCUUGGUAAACGAGCAACAACAGUAACCCUCGUCUCACAUGAGUCCCAUUCUGUGGACCGACAAGGGACGCGUAACGUCUAGUUAACCGUGACCCGGAAAAGCCCUCACCGACAUGUCAAAGCGAGAGGCGUUUUUUGACGCCGCCUGCAAAGAAAACGUAGGCGGCUUCCUGCGCUUCGUCCAGCUACACAAGGUCUCAUCAGACCCCUUCGAUGUGGAGGAAGUGGUGCAGGAGCUGCCCUGGGACCAGAGAGCGGCUCUGUGGGGCCGACUGGCCACACUUCUCCAGCAUGUCUUACUGGAGCUCCCCCCAGAGCAGUGGGGCUCUGUACCGAAGAAGGACAGGAUGGAGAGCGGGGAGGAGGCCAAAGACCCUAAACACGUUAUGUCUGUUGUGGAGGGCGUGACACUGGUGGUGACUUUGUCUGUAAAUGUCCUGCAAGAUGGUGACACAUAUAGCACUCUGCUGGACUGUGCUGAUAGGCUUCAUGAUGUUUUGGCCUCAAUGCCUGUCUCAGAGGCACCACUCCAGCUCUGCAUCCAGAAACUGUGUGAGGCCUGGUGGAAGAAAGGACUGCAGGAGAAGGAAAAGUUUGGCCGUACCGCUUUCCUCGUCUCUCUGCAGAAGAGCUUCAUUCUGAAGAAACCGGGGUCGGAGAUUCAGAGACUGUGGGUUCUUCAUGAUGUGCUUCUCGGGCUGGAUUUCACAUCAGAGGACAACAAGCAUAUCAUCAACCUGCUGUUACAGUGCUUCCUUUGUACCAGUUACAUCAGAAAUGAUGAUGGAAAGCGGUUCCUGGUGUUUCUCUUCAGCUGGCACAUCAACUUCAUCUGGAUGAUCCAUGGCACCAUCAAAAAUCAGCUGGAGUUCCUUUCCAAGACACUGGUCAACCAUAUUGCAGAGAUCUACUUUAGAGCGUGGAAGAAGGCUUCUGGGGACUUCCAAGAGAAGAUUGAGAGCAUCUGCAUUCAAAACUUGAUGGAGCAUGCUAUUCUGCUUCAUAGAGCAUCUGCUGCCCAUGCCAAAGUCAGACAGAUUGUGAGCUACUUCCACAAGAGGAAGGGCUGCAAUCAGGUGGACAAGAUGCUCUACAUUCUCUACAAGCCGAUUCUGUGGAGAGCCCUUAGCGCUCCAAACUUUGAGGUGCGUGCCAAUGCCACCUUCCUUUUCACUGAGGCCUUUGCAGUCCAUGACCCGGGUGAGGGCAGUGACAGUAUAAAUCAAACUAUUCAGAAGCAACUGGACACACUGAUGGUUCUUCUGGAUGACCCUCACCCCCUGGUGCGCUCCACAGCUACCCUGGGAGUUUGUAAGAUCCUGGCUGGAUGCUGGGAGCUCCUUCCCGCGACUGUCAUCACAGAUUUCUUGAAGAAGCUGGUGAUAGAGCUGGCAGCUGACACCAGCUCCCCGGACGUCCGUUGCGCCGUCUUCAAGUGCCUGGCUAUUGUCCUGGACAAUCCUCUCAGCCAUCCACUGUUGGAAAAACUCUUGCCAGCUCUGAAAUACAGCCUUCAUGAUAACUCGGAGAGAGUCCGCAUAGCUUUCCUUGAUCUCCUUAUCAAGGUCAAAGCAGUGCGUGCUGCCAAGUUUUGGGAUGUGUGUAACAUGGACCACCUACUGGCCCGCUUGGCCGUGGACUCCAAGCCAGUUUCCAAGCGCAUUGUCAACCUCCUGUUCAAGUCCUUCUUCCCCGUCAAUGAAGCGGAGGUGGAGUGGUGCAAUCGCUGCAUUACCCUCAUCCAGAUGAACCGAAAGGCUGCCAGGAAGUUCUAUCAGCUUGCCUACAUAUACACGGCGCCCACCAACAUAGUAAAACUGAUGCUGACCAUCCGGCGUGUUCUGAACAGCUGUGUCCAGAGUUCUGCUGACAUGACCGACAUGGAUGAAAGCAACAAAGAGAACAGCAGAACUAUCCUGUCAGGGAAAGACAUGGGCAUCGUGGCAAGUCUGCUGGAGGUGGUCGUUAUCCUGUGGAAAACCAUCGACAAGGCCCUGGAACACAACAAAGAAGCCAAAGAGUACGCCACAGCCAAGUUCUGCAAUGUUAUGUCGAAGUAUUUCAACACGUUCCAGGAUGAGCAAUGUACUGCUCCUCUUACAUUCCUGGCCUCUCUUAUGCCCCCAGCCACCGUUCCAACAUUCAGCUAUGGGGUUUUGUCCAGGCUGAGGAGGAUUGGCCCGGGGGCAGUGCAGAGACAAUACAGCCAGCUGAUCGACUGUUUGUGUGGCUGGGGGCAGGCAGGUGACAUUCUUCAGCUCAUCACUGAUUGGCUCAGCGAAGCCCUUCCCAAGAAGUCGGUUAAGGCUAGUGCUAGUCGAAAGGUGCAAAUCCAGGAAACGGUGGCGGCUAAACCAGACCUGGCGUUGGAUUACCUGGAGUACCUGUUCAGUUGCACCACAACACGGAUAAGCAUCUUGUCUCUCAACCAGGGCUUGCUGAAGCAACUCCACAAAGUCCUGGGCACCUGGAGGUUGGUGCUCUACACCCAUCUCACCUCCGGGACAGAUCCCAGUAAUCCCAGCGCAGAGGUCGCACUGAAAGCCUUCACGUUGCACUGCCGUCUAAGUGCGCAUCUGCAGCAUAGUUCCUCAGAGGGUCGUGACUACCUGCUGUCCCUGGAGUGUGUGGUGACAUGGGUGGCUGAAAGGGUGCUGCCGUUUCUGGUCACCCCUAGUCAGGGUGACGGGGCCGAGUCAAAGGAGCCACUGGCACUGGCAAGACAAAUAGUGGAGAGCUUCCUGACGGUGUGUCGAGACAUUUUGCUGGUGGGAUUGGUGGACGAGGAGUUGAAGGGUCAAAUGCUCCACCUGUGCUCACUCAUCCUGCUCUCAGAAAAGGGCUACUUGUGUAUUCCCCUACUGCUGCCUAUUGUGAAGGAGGUGGCAGAGAGCUUUGUUCCAAAAGAAACCCAGGAGGAGCAGCAGAACAAAAACCCCAUCAUUUUAAGCAUGGUUACCAGUACCUUCCAGAAGCUUGUUGAGCUCUUGGCUCAUUACCUUAGGAAGAAACCCGAGGAGGGUCAACAGCUUUGUCAGUCAACGAUGCCCAGCCUUUCAGACUUCCUCCAAGUGGUGCAGACCUGGGAAGGGAUUUCCUCCAAACCACUAAACGAGGUCUUCUCCACUCUCUUGGCUGGCAUCAUUGUGGAGAACCAAUACAGGAUCCAGAAGAUUUCUCAUCCUGAUGAAGUGACCAUCCUGCAGUCUGUGGAGGACAUGCCUCCUCUGUCCAGCAUGCUGCUGUCUGUUGUCCUCAAGUUGCCCCCUGUUACCAGGACCUUCCUGACGGAGAUCAGGUCUUCUCUUGACUCGGAAAACAUUGACUCUCUGAUGGGACUGGCUGCUGUUCUGAACAUCCUGAAUGUCAUCAGUCACACGAGGCAGGUCAAGGCAGCUUUGAAGGACACGGCCAUAUCUGUCCAAAGACAGCUUCAGAAACUUGCUGUCACAGCCGAGGACAGUGGAGACAUCCAGAGGGUCAUCUAUGAAUCCGCCGUGAAGACCUUGAAUGGGAUUCUGAAUUUAUGAACAAACACACCUAAGAACCAAUUUAGGUUUGUGUGAUGUGUAACCUGUACAUAAUGCUGAAAGGCUAGUAGUCUGUCUACUUUGAUUUCAGGUGGUUCUUCAACGCUGUGUCUGCCCCAUGUGUUUCGAAGACAUCUCUUACAUAUAGCGCUAUGUGAACGUUUA
Molecule: messenger RNA, 3807 nt
Organism: Lampris incognitus (smalleye Pacific opah)
Lineage: Eukaryota; Metazoa; Chordata; Actinopteri; Lampriformes; Lampridae
Gene: ncapg2
Product: non-SMC condensin II complex, subunit G2
Exons: 27
Coding region: 226-3642 (1138 amino acids)
Biological process (GO): mitotic sister chromatid segregation
Cellular component (GO): condensin complex; nucleus
Source: RefSeq, a predicted model, not a curated record